Molecule: messenger RNA, 1581 nt
Organism: Microdochium trichocladiopsis
Lineage: Eukaryota; Fungi; Ascomycota; Sordariomycetes; Xylariales; Microdochiaceae
Exons: 5
Coding region: 1-1191 (396 amino acids)
Source: RefSeq, a predicted model, not a curated record
AUGGCUGCGCAGCCACCAUUGUGCACUUCCACAGCGCAUACCUGUUGGCUGACCCCUUGCCGGACCCAUUUGUCGACAUACGCCCACACGGUGACCAUACCAGCGGGUUUGUCGAACGUCGAACAGCCUCCGAGACGCAGUUGGUGCUCGUCAUGUGAUCCUUUGUGUCCCGGCCUGACAGAGUGGAAACACAAAGAAUGGUCUUUCGCAAACUUAAGCAGCCCAUUGCAUGCGUACAGCAGAGCAAAGACUUCUGCGACCCGACUGGGAAAGCUGCGCAUGCUGACGGGCCUCCCGCUUCAGCGGCUGGGUGGCCUUUGGCUGUGCCGCACGGCCGAGGCAAGAACAGUGCAGAACAAGAUUACCGCUUCUCUAAGCGCUUCAGGCGCGAAAACACCGGAUCGCCCUGUCAAGGCUUUGGCCGAAGGGACAAUGAAGCGCCACUUCUCAGAUGGAGGCGGUCUCCGUGGGCUGUUGCCUUCUCCAUAUGCUCUAGUGCCUGCGGCUACUGCCGUUCGUCGAUGCCCUACUCAAUCAUUACUUUCAGUCCUGCUUGCCGAGGUGCAAGCUAGCGAUCCCGUGCCUUCGCUGAACCGAGUUGCAAAAGCAAUCACCAAUGCUCAAGACAGAAAGAGAGAAAAACCCUGCAAGGCUCGUGCGUUUGCCAUCAACCAGGGGCUCUCGCGUGGUUCUGGUUGGUCCAAACGCAAGGUACACGCUGCACUGGCCGAAGCUAGCCACUACGUGCAUGGCGGGAACGGGCUACGGGCAACGGCUAACACAGGCAUGCCUCCGUUGUCGGUACACGAAAGAUCCUUUGCCGAAGGUAUCGUGCUUGAAGCUCAUGAGACGCGGGAUCCCAAGCAAUGGAGCAGCUGGGCCUGCGUAGGCUCGGUCAGGCAAGGGUCACUGAUUUCGGAAGUUGGCUCAAGCGGCACCCGUUUCCGAAUGGAAGAGCAACUAUGUAGCGGUAACACUGGUCACAGUAUGCCCAAGGCUGCGUCGGUGCUCUGCUUGCUUGACCUUCGUUGGCUGGGUGAGGGACCUUGGAUAAAUAGCCGAGUACUCAUGAGGACUGCCAACGCCCAAACCGCUUUGCGGUGGUGGGUUUCUUGUUUAGUCGUGGCUCGAAUUGUGGCAGUAUUGCAAGAGCAAUCUGAAUGCUUGCCAUUUGGCGCUCAAAAGACAUAAGAGAAGCGGUAGGCAUCAUCGACCGUCGUGUUUUUGUAACGCAACAUGUUAUUGCGCAGUAAUGCUGAAGUGAGGCCCUUGUUCACAGCCUGUGUGUCCGACCCAAGAGUCUGGUCGAUGACCGUACUCCAUACUGCGACAAGCUGCACCAGAGAAGUGGGUUUUCCACGUCAUCUGCCCAACAAAGGAAUGUGGUUCCAACACGGUGUGAGUAGGGCCGUGCAUGGACACAAACGUCUUCGGGCUCUUGUGUUCAUUCGGGUAGUGUUAUCGAGGUCAGCUGGUCGUCGCUUCAGCACUUCGCGAUGGUGUUGCACACGCCCCGAGGCAAGCCCAGCAAACAAUCAGCUAGAAAAAGAAUCGGCGAGCAUACGGAGAUGCGCGGCGUCG